Symbiodinium sp. CCMP2456 is the source of this 738-nucleotide messenger RNA. Lineage: Eukaryota; Dinophyceae; Suessiales; Symbiodiniaceae. The record is from the annotation of a GenBank genome assembly.
AUGGCUCGUGCAAUCCGUGCAUGGUUUCUUUGUUUCUGUGCUCUUCGCGUCCAGGCCCAAGAUGACGACUUCGAGUGGUUCAGGUGCGAUGCUUGCUCGGCAUCUUUCUUCAAGAUAAACAGGACACUUGUUCAACGCUUUGCGGGAAGAGCAUCCGUGCCUUCCUAUGAGUUUCUGGAAAUAAUCGAUGAGGUCUGUGACACUAUGUUCACAAAAAACGAGUUCGGCGUGAAGCAGCAUGAGGGCAAGAAGUACCUCUUCGGACCGGGUAUCAAAGACCACAUUCCCGGACUUGGAUUCGGCCAGAUGGGCAUGGGGGACUAUGACAAAAGGCUGGCAGCAUUCUGCAAGAUGUUCGUCGAAGAGUUGGGAGAGGAGAAGUUGCAGCAGCUCUAUUGGGACCACCGGCAGCUGAAUCACACACAGCUGUGCUUGGAAGAGUGCUUGUCUUCAGCCAGUGGCACUGGCGCACAGUCAAGAAACCCUCGCAAGCCUCGGCCUGCCCCGAGGCAGAAGCCUCUGCCAGCUCCGAAGCUCGAUUCUCCGAAGGAGAAGACUAAGACUGUGGCUUCAAAGAGGGAAGGCCGAGGAGCCGAAGCGAAGUUGGAGCUUGGCCAGGUGUUGCCUCUUCUGCCACAAUUGAAAACCUCCGACUUGCACCGCUUGGGUACCGCAGUGCUUGACGAGCUCACAAAGCGGGCCAGGAGCGCUCAGAAAUCCGAGCGGGCUGAGUUGUGA